Messenger RNA from Microplitis mediator, 655 nucleotides. It is a transcript of the gene Tim8, whose product is annotated as mitochondrial import inner membrane translocase subunit Tim8. NCBI's taxonomy places the organism in Eukaryota, Metazoa, Arthropoda, Insecta, Hymenoptera, Braconidae. The transcript has 3 exons. The record is from RefSeq and is a predicted model, not a curated record. The coding region runs from base 222 to 515 and encodes 97 amino acids.
AAAAGUAUUUUUUAAAAUAAAUUCACCCCUCGUGUGAUUGUAAAUUUGCCUUGAUAAAUUUUUGAGGUUAAGUUGGUCCACAUUCUGAAGUAAAUUUCGUCAUUCUUGUGGUAAAUCAAAAAUUGAUUUAAAUUUAUUUUGGAGCAGCGAAAAUUUGUUGGAGUUGAUAGCGGCAAUAAUUUUUCAUAAAUUAUUUUUUCAAAAAUAAUAAAAAAUAAAAAAUGACUGAUUUAUUUGGAAAUACCUCCAGUUUUGAUGAACCAAAAACAAAACCGGGAGUUGAUAAUGAACUCAACGAAUUUUUAAUGAUGGAGAAACAAAAAGCGCAACUUACAGCACAGAUCCAUGAAUUCAAUGAUUUCUGCUGGGAAAAAUGCGUCGACAAACCGGGAACCAAGCUCGAUGGUAAAACAGAAACCUGUUUGAAUAAUUGCGUCGACCGAUUUAUUGAUGUCUCGCUGCUGAUUACAACCAGAUUUGCUCAAUUAUUACAAAAGUCUACCAGUGGAAUGUAAAUAUAGUCGGCGAACUAUAUAAAUAUAUCACAAUUUUAAUUCUAUUAAAAAAAUUGACCUAUUAAAUUUAAUAGAUCUUAGGCUAUAGAAUGUAUGCAAAAAAAACCAUUAUGUUAAAUAAAAAAACAAUGAAAAAUUAA